Molecule: messenger RNA, 2478 nt
Organism: Brassica napus (rape)
Lineage: Eukaryota; Viridiplantae; Streptophyta; Magnoliopsida; Brassicales; Brassicaceae
Exons: 4
Coding region: 1-2478 (825 amino acids)
Biological process (GO): proteolysis
Molecular function (GO): cysteine-type peptidase activity
Source: RefSeq, a predicted model, not a curated record
AUGGAUGUUUCCGAAGAUCUAGCAAGGGAUUACCCUCCAAGACUUUACCCUGAAGGGGCUUCUAUUUUUGAAAACAAAAGCAUUAAUACGAAUAGCCAUUUUUCUGAGAUCCCUCGACUUAGACAAGCAAUUGGAAUAGAUGUGUGGGAUAAUCUGAAGACGUAUCCUGUUGGAUUGAUUGCUAAACUGGCUGAGAGCAAAUUGGUGUGGUCUGGUAAGACCGUACAUUAUCUACUUUGUAGACAGCUGCGAGUCUAUAAGAAGGAGAUUUGGUCUCUCGUUGUUGAUCAACCUCUCAGGUUUAGCUUAAUAGAAUUUGGUGAGAUCACGGGUUUAAACACAAAUCCACUGCCAGAAGAAAGUUUUGAACCUGAUCCAGAGAAUUACAAAGCGUUGUGGGAGUUGUUGAAAGUGCCGCUUGGGUACGGACCCAAGUUUGAUGAACUUAUAGAAGCUUUAACGGAGUGUCCAUUCUGGAGUGCUGAUCAGCGGAAAUGGUAUGGGCUGUUGUUUUUUCAAGCCAUUGGACUUUAUGGCUUGCAUCAUAAUUGUAGAAUACCCUUUGAAAGUGCAAAAAGAGUAUUUGAUGAUGACGCCCUGAUGACUUAUCCUUGGGGUCGGACUGCCUAUGAAUUUCUUGUUGAUUCUAUCAAGUUGUUGCAUCCACAAGGAGGGUCGUACACCCUUAGCGGCUUCAAGGACGUGUUAUUGGUUUGGGCGUAUGAAUCUGUCACAGUGUUCGGAGAGCUUUAUGGCAGAAAAGUGAAUCCAGACGAAAUUCCGCUUUUGCGAUGGGGUGGAAGUCGUACUCGUGCAAGUCUUGCUACUACAAUAGCUAAGGAGAUGAAUGAUCAUGGAACGGUGCGUGUGAGGAAAAUGGUGAUGAAGGAGGGUCUAGAAGAGCUGUUUCCUCAGUGGAAGGAUGAAGCAGAUGACCCACAACUUGAUAACCUAAUUAAAGAUAUACAUGCAGAUAGGUUUGUUAGAGAUUUUUAUGUGCAAUCGAAUGAGAAGAACAAAAAAACGAAGGCUGGAGUUUCGUCAGAGGCUGAGCCACCCUCAAAGAAGCAGAAGAAAGGUAAGAAACAGAAGGAGGUGAAAAUCAAUGAGGGUGAAACUGCUGUUGUAGAGGAGAAGGAGAGUGCAAAGGAGAAGGGUCGUAGCGAAGCGGUUCUGCUGAACAUAGUUGCUCAUCUCGAGAAGUUGGACCGAAAAUUUGACUCGAGAUUAACAGAAUACGACACCAAGUUUGGAGAUUUUUCCCAAGGCCUUUUGGAUACCAUUGGAGAUACAGUGAAAACUACAGUUGAAGAGCGUCUGAGAGUUUUGGGGGUGUCCAAUAGUAGUCAACCUGAAGGUCAACACGUGAUGGUCUCAGAAGACAACCAACAGCCGGAGUCCAAUAGUGGUCAACCUGAUGGUCAAAACGUGAUGGUCUCAGAAGACAACCGACAGCCGGACUCCAAUAGUGGUCAACCUGCAUCUAAGACCCCUAUUGAUAAACAGUCCGAAGACAGCCAACCGCAAAAGACCCCUGAUAAAGGCCAAUCUGAGAAGAAUCUGGCAGAUGAUAUUGCUAAAGCUGAUGCGAAAGGUAUGGGAGCAAAGCUGAAUUCGAAGGUUGUCAGGGAUAAGGCUGCUGGGGUGAAAAAGAACUUGGAUUCGGCGUUUGGUAAUGCCGAUGCAACAAAUGCUGAUUUGGUCUCUGAUUCUCCUGGGAAAUUCCACAUGGAGAAGCUCACGAGGAUAUUGAGUUCUACAGAAUCCUCAUCACUCCAAGACCUUGGCCCAUCAAAGAAUAUGGAUAGCUGGUUCAAAAUAGUCCUCAUUCAAAGGUCCAAACAAGAUCCCAGCCCAUUCUGGUCCAAGCGCGUCGCCUUUAUAGACUCUUGGUUCCUUGAAUCAUGGGUUCACGAUUAUAAGCAGUUCGAAGUCAAACCGGAAAUGGUCAAAUUCAAAGGAAGUGGUUACGAGGGGUUAGCAAACGGUUUGAUCCCCACAGACAUUCAGACAAAGUUGCGGUGGUUUACAGAUGUAGAUCACUUGUACGGAGUGCUUAAUACUGGCGGCAAUCAUUGGGUGGGUUUUCACGCGGAUCUGCAUAAAGAGAAGGUUGAUUGCUAUGAUUCAAUCGUUGGAGAGCAAACACUCGAAAGUGAUCGGAGAAUGCUAAAAUUCUUUGGGCCGCUUACUCGUAUGCUCCCUGCGAUUCUGAAUGCCCUUAUUCCUGAUGAUAUCCGAGUCCAUACCAAGAAAGAUUUUGUAUUCAGACGAAGAACAAAACGUAUUGUUCCACAAAACAACCUGAGAGGCGACUGUGGAGUGUAUUCAUUGAAGUUCGUCGAGUGUCUAGCGCUUGGUGUAGCUUUUGAUGGGAUAUCUGAUGAAAAUAUUCAAGGUCUGAGAAUGAAGAUGGCAGCAGAUGUCUUCAAUGAAGGAAGUUGUUGUAGUUUGGUAGGGUCGUUUGGCGAUGAAUGA